CACAAAAACAAUGCUGAAUUAUAUGUACUGAAUUUAGCAGACUAACACAUGAAUGAAAUCAUUGCUAGAACUACUUUAGUGCUCCCUCUGUACACUAAUAUAAGAGUGUUUAGAUUACUAAAAUAAUGUUGUAAACUACUAAAAUAAUGUUGUAAACGCUCUUAUAUUAGUUUACGGUGGGAGUAGAAAACAAGGAAAAAAAUGAAAAUCCUGCUCAGGCCGGCCCACAGCCGAGCGAAGCAGCCAGGCGCCUAGACCUGGGCCGCCAUGGCCUUUGGCCGACCCAGUCUAGCCAACACCGCAUAAGAGGAGGGAGGGGGUGGAGCGGUUACGGGAUAAGGUCAAAAACCUCCCCACCACCCCGAUCCCCACUCCCACAGUCCCACCCAGCGGAACCAACGGGAGGAUUGCCCCCCGCCGCCUGACCUUGCAUCUCUGGGGAUCACCGGCGCAACACCGACGAGGUAUCCUCUCCAAGAGGAGACGACGAUGACAACGCCCCCAUGGGGUCCUUGCGGCGGAGCACGGGGAGCGCGGCCGCGGCCACGGCCACGCGAGGGUGCAGGCGGUGAGGCCAUGUCGCGGGCGGCGACCGGGCAGAUGGGUGUGGCGCUGUCGGGCGAGCCGGCGCGGUGGACGGGCGUAGCGGACGGGCACAACCACGGCCAGUUGCGGCCGCGAGACCACAAUGCGGGCACCGUGACGAGGCCCCGGCAUGGGCGCGGGCGCGACGCACAGCCGGGUGCGGGUGCGGCGCUGCUGGGCGGUGGCCACUUGAGGCCUGGCGACCGCGGAUGGGGAGCGCCCGUAGGCAUAGGGCGCGGCCCAGGGAGACGGUUGGGCGGACGCGCGUUGGGCGCGACGCAGGUGAUCGCGUCCUGCGGCGUGAAGGUCCGCAUCCAACGUCAUCGGUAGCCACAUCUCAUGUGUGGCUUCGUCCGACAAGGAGGGGCUUCUGCGGGAUGCCAGGGCCCGAGAAGUUGGGUCGUCGCCGCUUCCAUCGGCGGUCGUGCCACUGGAGGACUGGCCACGCGGAGGCGACGCCCGUGGUCGCGAUGCGGCGGAGGGAGGCCUUGAUCCAGACGCAACGAUCCCUCGAAGCCAUGGGCUUGCUCGGGCGUCUGCGACUUGUUAUCUUCUUACCUGUUCUUACCUUUUACUAAUAACGUUUUAGAAUGUAAAAUUGAACGAAAGAGCAAGGGAGAGCAAAUGGUCCAAUAGAUUGUUUAUUUCAUUGAAGAUCACAAUAUAUAUACAAGAUAACGAACGCGAA
Hordeum vulgare subsp. vulgare (domesticated barley) is the source of this 1273-nucleotide messenger RNA. RefSeq lists its product as uncharacterized. NCBI's taxonomy places the organism in Eukaryota, Viridiplantae, Streptophyta, Magnoliopsida, Poales, Poaceae. The coding region runs from base 490 to 915 and encodes 141 amino acids. The record is from RefSeq and is a predicted model, not a curated record. The transcript has a single exon.